Suillus paluster is the source of this 447-nucleotide messenger RNA. RefSeq lists its product as uncharacterized. The transcript has 2 exons. The record is from RefSeq and is a predicted model, not a curated record. Lineage: Eukaryota; Fungi; Basidiomycota; Agaricomycetes; Boletales; Suillaceae. Bases 145 to 393 code for a protein of 82 amino acids.
GUCAACUUUACCCGUAUUUGCUGUUCGCAGGGCAAAGCGCUCAGCGACGGUGAGCAUUGAUCCUGGACGCCAACGUCGCGCGCCUUCUCCCAUGGGCGAGAGGAUCCUGAAGGGUCAUUUCGACGGCUUCAAUUGACAGGCUCGAUGCUCAUCAUCAUCAUCAUCAUCAUGUCCUUGCCUUUCAUAUACCCUCUCGCGCGAACAUUGUUCUCGUCGUUCUCAAACCGUAUCCCAUCAAUAAUGUCCUUGAUUGAAGGACAAGAAGCUCUCAGUUAUGUGACACGUACAAACUCCAUCAACCCUAAUGCGCCCUUAUAUCUAUCGGCCGGCUCAUCAUUCGGUUUAAAUUCAACUUGUAUCAUCACCACUGUCACUUGCCACACAUUGCAUUGAGGCAUUCCAUUCGUUCGCUUUCAAUUGUACAUGUACUACCACGAGGUUUCACAC